Molecule: messenger RNA, 512 nt
Organism: Colletotrichum destructivum
Lineage: Eukaryota; Fungi; Ascomycota; Sordariomycetes; Glomerellales; Glomerellaceae
Product: Putative ATP synthase, F0 complex, subunit J
Exons: 4
Coding region: 159-341 (60 amino acids)
Biological process (GO): proton motive force-driven ATP synthesis
Molecular function (GO): proton-transporting ATP synthase activity, rotational mechanism
Source: RefSeq, a predicted model, not a curated record
GCAACACUCUCGGCUACGGGUCCAACCGCCGAAAGGUCAAUCGGAGGAAAAAGGCUCGUUCUGAUAGCUUCACAAUCGAACCUCCGAAUACCGCCCGCCCGCCCAUCCAGACUCCCAAUCCUUUCUCCCCCCGGCAAUCCACAUCACAAACCGUCAAGAUGACUUGGCUCGGAGCCCGCGCACUCAAGAAGUACCCCGCGCCCUUCCUUAAGCCGAUGGCGCCUUUCUUCGCUGCCGGUCUGGUCAUCGCCUACGGCAUCAACUCCGCCCAGAACGCCAUGAUGAAGUCCGACGAGUGGAAGAACGACGCCCGCAACCCCCUCGCCAAGAGCGCCCACUAAGUUCGCGAUGGAAUGAUCUGGGGCUAUGCAUAGACAAGACCGAGCAUUCGGGGAACGGGUCGAGGAUAAACGAGCCGCCGACGCGUAUUCCUUCAUGGACGCUGUACCAUAGACACACGGCUCGCCGUCAAUUGAGCUGUUGUACUAAUCUAUCCACCCUAUAUCCUCCGA